This is a messenger RNA of Striga asiatica, 396 nucleotides long. Lineage: Eukaryota; Viridiplantae; Streptophyta; Magnoliopsida; Lamiales; Orobanchaceae. The record is from the annotation of a GenBank genome assembly.
AUGAGCCCCGACCAACCACUGCUGAGCCGUCGCGAGGCCGGAAUCCGCGACACCCGACCACCAUCCAAGGCCAAAUCGAACACCGCCGAGCUACGGCUGAAACCUUCGAUUUCCAGCCACGCCCUCAACCUCGACAACUGGCGGCCGUUUCUGGACAGACCUCAAUCUUCGACCUCGACCGGCGGGAUCGAGCACAGUCGAGGAAACUCGAGCAGUCCAGGCCUUGAGCAGCAAGCCAUCGGGCUGCAGCAAAUCGAGCCGUUGUCUCCGAACCGAGAGCCUUCCAGCCGAGAGCCUCAGUCGAGGCCCUUUUCAUACCCAAGCCUCCCUUUCGGUUUUGUUUUUAGGCCCGGAAUCGAUAAAGAGAAGGAAUCGAGGCAUGAAUUGUCAGAAUAA